AUGAACAAGACCAAGGGAGCUUUUGAGAACCCAGAGCUCUGGAGCCCAGGUGGCACACGGGGCACCUCCUUGACCAGCGUGGCACCACCAUUUGCAUUUGGCCAAUGGGCCACGGACAAAGCCCUGAAUGCGAUCCUUAUUGUGGUCCUCUUCGUCACCAUGGUGUCUCUGGGGUGUACGAUGGAGAUAGCCAAGAUCACAACUCACCUCAGGAAACCCAAAGGCAUGGCAAUUGCCAUAAUGGCUCAGUAUGGCAUCAUGCCCUUGACGGCAUUCAUAUUGGGCAAGCUCUUCCAGCUGGGCACUACAGAAUCCCUGGCCAUCCUUAUCUGCGGCUGCUGCCCAGGGGGAAACGUCUCCAACAUCUUUAGUCUGGCACUGAAAGGGGACAUGAACCUCAGCAUUGUAAUGACCACAUGCUCAACGGUCCUGGCAAUUGGACUAGUGCCUCUGCUUCUGUACCUUUACUCGGGAGGACUAUACGAGGGUGAUUUGGAGGGCAAGGUACCUUACAAAGGAAUAACCUCCUCUCUGGUGCUAAUGCUAAUCCCCUGUGCCAUUGGCAUCAUCUUGAAUGAGAAGAAACCACAGUACACUGGCUUUAUCAUCAAGGCAGGGAUGGUUGUGCUUCUACUGUCAUCUGCUGCAAUAAUCGUUCUGUCUGUGGCCAAUGUGGGAAGCGGUAUCAUGAUCAUCUUCUCACCAUCCCUCCUGGGAUCUUCUGCCUUGAUGCCUUUUGUUGGAUUCCUGCUGGGCUAUGUUCUCUCUGCAGUCUUCAAGCUUAAUGACCGAUGCAGGCGGACAGUGUGCAUGGAAACUGGCUGCCAAAAUGUACAGCUUUGCUCAACUAUCCUCAAGGUCACCUUCGCCCCAGAAAUCAUUGGCCCCCUGUACUUCUUCCCACUGCUCUACUUGCUGUUCCAGCUUGGAGAGGGACUUCUGCUCAUCCUGGUCUUUAGGAUCCAUGACAGAAUAAAGAAACCAAGUGAUGCAGCAAAAAUUAUCUGUGCAGGUGUGGACACAGUUAGUGCUCAAGAAAUGAAACCACUGUCAACACCCUGCAGAAACAGUGGGAAACCAGGAAAACAAUACAGACAGACUCUGCAGCCACCGCUAUCACAACCCCCUCAAAUGCCACCACCUUCUGCAGCCGGCUUACAGGUCUCCAGCAGUUCCAUAUAA
Molecule: messenger RNA, 1182 nt
Organism: Haliaeetus leucocephalus (bald eagle)
Lineage: Eukaryota; Metazoa; Chordata; Aves; Accipitriformes; Accipitridae
Gene: SLC10A1
Product: solute carrier family 10 (sodium/bile acid cotransporter), member 1
Exons: 5
Coding region: 1-1182 (393 amino acids)
Biological process (GO): bile acid and bile salt transport
Cellular component (GO): membrane
Molecular function (GO): bile acid:sodium symporter activity
Source: RefSeq, a predicted model, not a curated record